GACACGCUCCAAGACUCCAUCUAGACCAACGGCCGUGAUCUCUUCUUCACUCCUCGCAUCUUCUCCUCGCACGGUUCAUGUUCCUCAGCCGCCGCCUCCUCUCCACCGCUGCGGCCGCCGCCGCCCGCGGCCCGCCCCCGAUCCGCGUGGCCCUGACGGAGUCCGUCGGCCGCGGCAUCUUUGCUACCCGCCCAGUCUCCGCCGGCGAGCUCCUCCACUCUGCGCAGCCCCUCGUCUCCCACCCCUCCCCCUCAUUGCUCCACGAGGUGUGCUACAGCUGCCUCAGGAGGAAGUCCGGUGGGGAAGGGCGCCACGCGAGCGGCGAGGGUUGCUACUUCUGCAGCGACGCUUGCAGGGAGCACGCCAAGGGGUUCCAUGACGUUGAGAAGAACGUGGAUUGGUCUUUCUUUGAUGACCACUGCAGUUCACGUGGUCUGAAGUACCCAUACAUGGCCAAGCGGCUCGCUUGCAUGGUGAUAUCGGGAGCUGCUAAUGCUGAUUGUCUUAACAUACUUCAGCCAGCCCGUUUGCACCAGGGGACGCUGAUCGAGAUGGAGGAGGAGUUUGAGUUGUUGGAGUCCACUUUUAGGAAAGCUGGGUUUCAAGAUGAAGUCACAACCUUUUUGACCAAAGAGUGGUACAUCAAUGUAUUGGCAAGAAUACGCAUAAAUGCGUUCCGCAUUGAAUUGGUUGCAAGCUCAUAUGAGGAUCUUCUAUCCUCAGCGGCAGCCUCAGUAUCCUGUGAUGCAUCAGUUGGCAAUGCGGUUUAUAUGCUUCCCUCUUUCUACAACCAUGACUGCGAUCCGAAUACUCACAUAGUUUGGCUGGAAAAUGCGGACGCUAAACUGAAGGCCCUCCGUGAUAUUGAAGAAGGUGAGGAAAUGCGCAUCUGCUACAUUGAUACAAGCAUGGAUGUCAAUGCUCGGCAGAAGAUUCUUGCUGAUGGAUUCGGCUUCGAGUGCCACUGCCUUCGGUGCUUGUCUGGAGACUAGAAAUCAUGUUUCACCUCAAGAGUUUCUACCUGAGUAUGGUGGCAUGGCCUUCUGGACUUGUUCAUUGAAAUAACUCGAGGUUGGCGACCUUGAGUACUCUCUUGCAGAGUUGCAGUUAUCCUAUGAAGCAUCAAGAAAAUAUGGCCUUGAGCACUCUCUGGCAGAGUUGCAGUCUUAUGUACACUAGUUAAAGCCACUCUAAAUUCUUGAUGAUUAAGCAUUACAAUGGUUUUUGCCCUUCCAUAGUCAGACAACCCCGUCCUGAAGCUCACCAAAAUUUUAAGUAAUGAACCUGAAUGGUGUUGAGUUGCC
Molecule: messenger RNA, 1304 nt
Organism: Phragmites australis (common reed)
Lineage: Eukaryota; Viridiplantae; Streptophyta; Magnoliopsida; Poales; Poaceae
Product: histone-lysine N-methyltransferase ATXR4
Exons: 8
Coding region: 78-992 (304 amino acids)
Cellular component (GO): nucleus
Molecular function (GO): protein binding
Source: RefSeq, a predicted model, not a curated record